UAGAAAAAGACACUGAAGCCUUUUGCUUUGAGUGUAGCCUGCACAUUGCAGCUUUACACAGUGUCAAGACGGAGAGAGAGAGAGAGAGAGAGAGAGAGAGAGAGAGAGAGAGAGAGAGAGAGAGAGAGAGAGAACCAUAGCAGACUCGGCUGAUGCAUCUCUCCCAGAGCAUCCAUUUCACGGCGCUCGCAGUUUGAAGCGGAGGAGACGGUGCGCAUUUCUCCGACGAACACGGUGCUUUCCUCUCCUCCGAAGUCAGUUUCCUAGAGCGGCUCGCGGGCGGAGAGACACUUUUUUUUGCUGCGUUUCUUCCCCCCCCCCCCCACUCCCAGACACGGACAGUAUUUCAUAACAACCCUGUUUACUUGGAGCGAAAAGCACCUCGUGCGCAGUUUCAUUCGGCGACACUGCGUCUCGUUUGUGGAGUGGAAUCGGCGACCCGCAAGCUCAAGGCGCACACGGAAUAUCCGACGGUUUCAAGUUUUCCUGGAAGUUGCGCAGUGACAGAACAUCAUGGGAAUCUGUGGCUGUUUGGCGGUGCCUGGGAAAUGCCUCGUCGUCCUCGGACUUAAACUGUUAUUCCUUGUACCUGCAGGGGUUCCAGCCAGAAGCGGGGAUUCUGUAUUAAAGGACAACAUCACCGUGAGACAGGGGGACAGCGCCGUCUUAAAAUGCAAUGUGGACAGCAAAGUAUCACGAGUAGCGUGGCUCAAUCGCACCACCAUUCUCUUCGCAGGAAGUGAGAAGUGGUCUCUGGACCCUCGCGUCAUCCUGAUGGAGAACACAGCAGUCACAGAGUACAGCAUCGAGAUCCAAAACGUUGACGUCCAUGACGAAGGGCCCUACAUCUGCUCAAUCCUCACAAACAAGAAACCAAAAUCCACAAAAGUGCAUCUCAUCGUUCAAGUACCCGCCAGGAUCACUAACAUAUCGAAGGACAUCGCAGUGAAUGAGGGCAGCAACGUCAAUCUUAUGUGUCUGGCGGUCGGUCGACCUGAGGCCAACAUCAUAUGGAAGCACCAUUCGCCAAGAGGGACUCAUAAAUUUGUGACAGAGGGGGAACAUCUGGAGCUGACAGCCAUCACCAAAGAGCAGUCAGGAUCGUAUGAAUGCAUCGCUUCCAAUGACAUUUCAAGCCCUGAUGUCAGGACAGUGCAAGUCGCAGUCAACUAUCCUCCCUUCAUUUCCAAAGCGAGGAGUACGGGUACUCCAGUUGGACAAAAAGGAAUCCUGCAAUGCGAAGCCUCUGCUGUCCCGAGGGCAGAUUUUGAGUGGUACAAAGAAGACCGCAGGCUCUUCAACGGACUCAACGGGGUGAAGAUAGAGAACCAAGGUAAACAGUCCAUGCUCGUCUUUUUCAACGUCUCCGAGGAAGACUAUGGAAACUACACUUGUGUGGCCAUGAACACCAUGGGAAUCACUAAUGCCAGCAUAAUCCUUUACGGGCCCGGGGCCAUGCAUGACGUGAACGGGGCCGCCGUGUUGCCCCGUUUCUCCGCGUGCCUCCUGCUGACUGAAACCUUACUCUACCUGCUGAAGUUCUGAUGGGAAAACGUGACCGCCUUCAAGCUUCUCUCGGUGUUGAGCAGCAAGAACAGACUAUCAGUCCAAUGAGAAGAACGGAAAGUUAAGAGUGCCAGCGGUUCACCCUUAGUUUUCCUUCUUUCUCUUUUCUGGCUUUGCAUCAGAGUCUGUUCUCUGUUGGCUCGCAAAGCGUGAGAGGCGUCAAUCCGAGGAAGGGAAAAAUUUGAAUCAUGCACUAAUUUGAUGAGUUUGUGUCCCCCCCUCCCCCACCCAAACCUUUUUUGUAUGUGAAAAGGGAAAAAAAAGAAGAAAAAUACAUGUAACUGUUGAUAGUUGACUGUUUAUUGCCCAAUAUUGAAGUGUACAUUCAGAUUAUUAUUAAUAUUAUUGUGUCAUGUACUGUUCAAUAUCUGUACAAUACCAUUAAGCUUUUUUAAGUAAACGACAAAAAAAUGACAAAAUGCAAUGUGAUUGUUGAAUUUUACUGUAUUUUUACAGUUGUAUGCAAAACAGAGUAACGGAUCCUUCAUGAUAAACAGUUCAGAAUAACAAAUAGUACACCGUGAUUUCUCAGGCAAAGUCCUACAGCAUAGUGCAUCCAAAUUUUUAUUUCCAUCCUAGUGUGUGUAGAAAAUGUACAUAUAUAUAUGUGUACAGACAAUUCCUGCACUGUUGUUUUUUUUUUUCCAAAUGCAUACGGUCAUCAGAUGACUUUUAAAACACCGAAUCACAGCGUCAUAGCAGCUUCACGGCACGUUCACUGACCGCUGAAAAUCUGAAACGGGACGGUCAGACGUUUAUGCGCAGCGUCAUUUAGGACAGAGGUGUUGCUCAGUGUGCUGCUCCGUUCUCGACAGUGAGAGUUGAGGCACAGGUUGUGCUGAUGUCAUCAUGGCACCGCAAUGACUCCUCACUAACUGCUGCUGUUCAUUCAUUAAACUACAUUUUCAUUACCCACAACCUCCUGAGGAUAUGAUUGGCUUUUGAAGCUUCAGUGCGUAACUAAAUAAUGAACGUCCGUUACAUUCAAGCCAUCGCCCCUAGGCGUGAUUUACAACCCCCUAAUAAUCAAAACUGGCCAGUGCAACCCACCCCAAAAGCUUAUUAUGAUUUCCUUUACAUAAACAAAGACAUUUGUACCAUAACUUGAUGCAGAAAAGGCACAAAUUGGGCGCCCGGAUAGCUCAGUUGGUAGAGCGGGCGCCCAUAUAUGGAGGUUUACUCCUCGUCGAAGCGGACCAGGCGCGCAAUCACGGAAGGCUUUUAUCAUUUGGACGCAACAACAGUUUUGACUUAGAAUUCCUCAUGGGGGAGACAGACACCACGCACUAUAGCUUUAACGUCUUCUUUUAAAGCUGAAUAUGUUAUGAUUCAUGCCGAAGUUAUCAAGUUGAAAAAUGUGUAGAAAUACAAACAUUUUGAUUUAAUCAAUAGCCUUUAAGUUUCUCAGACAGCCACAGUGGCUCUCUUUACACAAAUCAUGUGUUUGUUAUUUUUUCCAUUGAUGUGCAUUGGAAAAUAGUAGCUUAACAAUGAGUUAUAAUCCCUCAAAAUAUCUCUUAAAAUCCUAAAUAUCGCUGAAAAUGCAUGCAGUCACAAAGCAUUUACCAUCAAUUAAUAACAGCAGACAGAGCUACGUACAGGACAAUGCCAGACUGGGAUCUUAUUUACUAAAAGCAUACCAGAGCUUUGGAUAGUUUGAAUUUGUGUCUAUACAGUAACUGGCAGUGGUGGAAUGUAACUAAGUACAUUUAAUCUCAUGCUGUAAUAAAAAGGUGGAGUCUGGGAUUCUAAUCUAA
Perca fluviatilis (European perch) is the source of this 3323-nucleotide messenger RNA. RefSeq names its product opioid binding protein/cell adhesion molecule-like (gene opcml). Bases 514 to 1545 code for a protein of 343 amino acids. NCBI's taxonomy places the organism in Eukaryota, Metazoa, Chordata, Actinopteri, Perciformes, Percidae. The record is from RefSeq and is a predicted model, not a curated record. The transcript has 7 exons. Gene Ontology annotation, cellular component: neuron projection.